AUGUUGGGGUUCUACACCGUCGAAGCCCCUGGCUUGAAGAUCUUCCCUACUGUUGUCCUCGUUAAGAGUUGGAGCCAGCGGUGGAGGCAGAUCCUGCUGCUCGCUACCAAGGCAACUCGUAAAUCUGCACCAACCACUGGAGGUGUGAAGAAACCUCACAGAUACCAUCCAGGAACUAUUGCCCUCCGUGAAAUUUGUAAGUACCAGAAGACUACGGAGCUCCUCAUUAGGAAACUUCCAUUCCAGAGGCUUGUUCAUGAAAUCACUCAGGACUUCAAGAUGAAUCUCUGUUUCCAAGGCCAUGCUGUGUUGGCUUUGCAGGAGGUGGCCGAGGCAUAUCUAGUGGGACUGUUUGAAGACACUAAGCUCUGUGUCAUCCAUGCCAAGCGAGUCACGAUCAUGCCCAAGGACAUCCAGUUGACUCCUAGGAUCCGUUGUGACAGGGCCUGCAGCUGA
Messenger RNA from Nelumbo nucifera (sacred lotus), 456 nucleotides. RefSeq names its product histone H3.3-like. Lineage: Eukaryota; Viridiplantae; Streptophyta; Magnoliopsida; Proteales; Nelumbonaceae. The record is from RefSeq and is a predicted model, not a curated record. Gene Ontology annotation, molecular function: DNA binding; structural constituent of chromatin; protein heterodimerization activity. Gene Ontology annotation, cellular component: nucleosome.